This is a messenger RNA of Daktulosphaira vitifoliae (grape phylloxera), 882 nucleotides long. RefSeq names its product centaurin-gamma-1A-like. The transcript has 3 exons. The record is from RefSeq and is a predicted model, not a curated record. Lineage: Eukaryota; Metazoa; Arthropoda; Insecta; Hemiptera; Phylloxeridae. Gene Ontology annotation, cellular component: nucleus. The coding region runs from base 251 to 853 and encodes 200 amino acids. Gene Ontology annotation, molecular function: GTP binding; GTPase activity.
GUACUCGCUUUUGAUUACAACCCGUUCGUACUGAGUGAUAUCGUUGUUUCUUAAUGUACAAUUUGGCUGUUACUCAUAUUUCGUCUCGUAUUAAUUUGGUUAUUUUUUUGUAUAAUUUAGAUGAUUAAAGUGUUUAAGUGUUUGUCAUAUAAAAUAUAAAUUAUUCUCAUUAGUUUUUUGAUUUGUUCAAUUUUUUGUAUUAUUAAUUUAAUGCCUAAUUAAAUGUGAUGUUCAUACUUGUGACCAAAAGAUGAAUAGUCGACCGUCUUAUUAUCAUAACCCAUCAUUGUUUUCUAAUAAUUCUCUAGCUAUAUGUAAAGAAAUUCAACGAUUUGAAAGCGUUCAUCCGUCUAUCUAUGCCAUAUAUGAUUUAAUUGAUCUCAUACCAGACCCUAUUGUCGCUCAACAGAUCCGUGAUCAUGUAGUUUGCAUAGAAGAUUCAUUCGUGAAUAGUCAAGAAUGGACCUUGGCCAGGACUGUACCAGACUUACGUUUGGGCAUCGUCGGAUCGCUUUCAUCUGGAAAAUCGGCUUUAGUCCACAGGUAUUUAACCGGAUCGUACAUGCAAGAGGAAAGCCCCGAGGGCGGCCGAUUUAAGAAAGAAAUAUCUGUGGACGGCCAUAGUCACCUACUAUUAAUACGAGACGAAGGGGGUUCACCCGAACUUCAGUUUACCGCGUGGGUGGACGCUGUCAUAUUCGUUUUUAGCUUGGAGAGCGAGACCAGUUUCAAUGCGGUUUAUGGUUAUUACACAAAAAUGGCACAUUACCGCAAUUCAGCUGAAAUACCUUUGAUUUUAGUCGGCACUCAGGGUAAGUACAAAAAUCACUAUAUUUUUUUACUUAGCUACUAGCUAUAUAAAAAAAAUUAUUUUUUUCUUGU